AUGGAUGGUCGUCGCCAGUCCCGAAAUCUGAUGUCACUCUGGACGGCCGGGUGUUACGGCGAUAUUAACGACACCAUCCCAGCCGCGCCAAAAUCAGCCGAGAUUGCGGUUAUGGACGAACCUUUCCGUGUCCGGUACGCAGCGUCGCUGAGCGAAAUCCAACAGCUAUCAGAGGGCGUGCGCCAUGCGCUCGAAUGCCCAGUGUGCAAAGAACUGCCCGGCGCCAUAUCCACGUGCUGUGAUAAUGGGCAUGGGUUGUGCGACGAGUGCUUGCGCACCAUGAGAAGGCUGCACCCGGAGACGCCGGUCAAGUGUCCAUUGUGCCGGUCACCGCCCAACCGUCUGUAUAGGAACGCCUGCCGAUCGCCGCGGACACCGCCGUCACUGGAGCCGGCGAACGCGUCGUCACUGGAGCCGGCAAACGCGUCGUCGUCAGGGCAGCAGCCGCAGAGACCACGGAAUCAGCAGGAGCAGCUUCCACCGGCUGCCGCACGCAAGCUAAACGAUUUCAUGUCCGUCGUAAAGGUGACAUGCGCUCACCGUUCGACCGGSUGCCCUUACCUAYUAUACGUGUUGUCGGCCGCUAUGCACGAGUCCCUUUGUCCUUACGCCCCGCAUGUUCGAUGUAUGGUGCCCUGUUGCCAAUGGUCGGGUGCUUAUGGCGACGUGUUCCAGCAUGUUUCCACAGGCCACCAGUUUUCGGCCUACGACGUAAUGGAAAAUCAGUUCCUGAUGCCGGAUUUGACAUUCGGGCUGCAAGGCUCUAUGCGCCGGGCUUACCUGACGAGGAACGUCCAGGACGGCAACCGGCUUUACUGGGUGUGUGUGGCCCGUCCGACGAUGGACGGCAUUCAAGUGGCUGUGCUCAAGGUGUUCAACCCAGAUGAGCCCACACAGCACGCCGGGCCACCGGACAUGGUGUUCCGGGUGCGGACUAUGAGUCGGCAGGGCUGGCAGCGGCAAAGAGACCGCCCACGGUCUGUAUGCUGGGACCGGAUGGUGCUAGACCGCAUGAUGCGUGUGAUGUCCAUCCACGAGAAUAAGAAAAGGUGCAUGGCCACACUCCACACGCCACCGUGGUGCACUGCAACCGUGCGAAAUGACCUACAGUAUGAAGCCAUAAUUUCGUGGAGCGCGGUGGUCCGGUAA
This is a messenger RNA of Diuraphis noxia (Russian wheat aphid), 1149 nucleotides long. RefSeq lists its product as uncharacterized. Lineage: Eukaryota; Metazoa; Arthropoda; Insecta; Hemiptera; Aphididae. Gene Ontology annotation, molecular function: ubiquitin protein ligase activity; ubiquitin conjugating enzyme binding; zinc ion binding. The record is from RefSeq and is a predicted model, not a curated record. Gene Ontology annotation, biological process: multicellular organism development; proteasome-mediated ubiquitin-dependent protein catabolic process. Gene Ontology annotation, cellular component: cytoplasm.